Messenger RNA from Erinaceus europaeus (western European hedgehog), 3307 nucleotides. RefSeq names its product StAR related lipid transfer domain containing 7 (gene STARD7). The record is from RefSeq and is a predicted model, not a curated record. Lineage: Eukaryota; Metazoa; Chordata; Mammalia; Eulipotyphla; Erinaceidae. Gene Ontology annotation, molecular function: lipid binding. The coding region runs from base 472 to 1638 and encodes 388 amino acids. The transcript is spliced from 8 exons.
AGGUUGCAGGCAGGCCGCGCAUGUGGUAGAAGCGGAACCGCUGCCCCUCGCCUGCUCCUUGGACCCUCGCGAGCUCUGCACGGCGGGACUUCGGCGCCCGCUUGAAGACGCGGAGGAGGGAGGGGGCUUUAGGGCUGAGCGGCCGCCGGCCCGUCCGACUCGCGACCUGCGCCGAGAGUGCCUCUUGCAGCGGUGCGGACUCCUCCCCCCCGCCAGUGCCCCCCGCCGCCCCCCGCGACGGGCUGUCUCCUCAAAAGGGGACUCUUUCAGCGGCUGCUGCGGCGGAGAUGAAGAGCUGGCCGAGCACUGAGACGAGCUCGGGGCCGGUCAAUUAGGGACGUCUCGGGGAGGCCGCCUGCCCUUUCCUUUGGGCCUUCUGCCCUGCAAAGGAGGCCUCGCACGCCUUCAGGCGCACGCGGGGCGCGGGGACUCCAGGGUCCGGGCGAGGCGCUCGCCGCUCUCCGCAGCGCUAUGUUUCCGCGGAGGCCGCCAGGCCCCCUGACCGCCUGGCUGGCGGGCGCCGCGGCGGCGGGGGCGGCGGCGGCGGCGGCGGGGGCCGCGGGGGUGCGGACCGGGGGCCUGCUGGGCCUGCUGGCCAAUCAGUGCCGCUUCGUGACGGGCCUGCGCGUGCGGCGCGCGCAGCAGAUCGCGCAGCUCUACGGCCGCCUGUACUCCGAGAGCUCCCGCCGCGUCCUGCUGGGCCGCCUCUGGCGCCGGCUGCGGGGCCGCCCCGGCCAGGCCCCGGCUCUCAUGGCGGCUCUAGCCGGCGUCUUCGUGUGGGACGAGGAGCGGAUCCAGGAGGAGGAGAUGCAGAGAUCCAUUGAUGAGAUGAGACGGUUGGAGGAAAUGUCAUGUAUGUUUCAUAGCCCUGGAGUUGGACGCCACCCUCCAGAACCAAAAACCGAAAAAGAAGGGAAUGAAGAUUCUGGGAGCAAAGAGCAACCAUGGGAAAUGGUGAUGGAUAAGAAACACUUUAAGCUGUGGCGACGCCCAAUUACAGGCACCCACCUUUACCAAUACAGAGUUUUUGGAACUUACACAGAUGUGACACCCCGACAGUUCUUCAAUGUUCAGUUGGACACAGAAUAUAGAAAAAAGUGGGAUGCUCUGGUAAUCAAGCUGGAAGUUAUCGAGAGGGACGUGGUUAGUGGCUCUGAGGUUCUUCACUGGGUAACUCAUUUUCCUUAUCCGAUGUACUCACGGGAUUAUGUUUAUGUUCGGCGGUAUAGUGUGGAUCAGGAAAACAACAUGAUGGUGUUGGUGUCACGCGCUGUGGAGCACCCUAGUGUACCAGAGUCUCCGGAAUUUGUGAGGGUCAGAUCAUAUGAAUCCCAAAUGGUAAUUCGUCCUCACAAGUCGUUUGAUGAGAAUGGCUUUGACUACUUGUUGACAUACAGUGACAAUCCCCAGACUGUGUUUCCUCGAUACUGUGUUAGUUGGAUGGUUUCCAGCGGUAUGCCAGAUUUCCUGGAGAAGCUGCAUACAGCCACUCUGAAAGCCAAGAACAUGGAGAUCAAAGUUAAGGACUAUAUCUCGGCUAAACCUCUGGAAAUGAGUAGUGAGGCCAAGACUACUGCUUCAUCUUCUGAACGGAAGAACGAGGGUAGUUGUGGCCCUGCUCGAAUUGAGUAUGCUUGAAUGGUGUUGGAAUAAGAAGGGACAGCCUUUUUCUAACUCUGUACUUGUCCCUUAUCUGCUAUUGAAUGGGGACAUGUAUUAAAAUGUAUCUGCUGUAACCAUCAGUGCAAGAUAAUUCAGUAACAGGCAUCUGAUUUCAUUCAGAGCCCUUAUUGCUCUUUAUCAAAACGGAGAGGAGGUAUCCAUUGGGGACAUUGCCAUACUCUCAGGCCAAGCAUUUUGAAUUUCAGUAUUUCACUAAGCUAAUGUGGAACAAUUCUCUCAUCUCAGGCCAGGAGACAAUUUCUCUUUGCUUCCUCUGAGUAGCUUCCUCUGCCAACAAUCCAGUUCCCACCAUUGGUUCUACGGCAAAUUUGGAUUUCCUUCAGUUCCGAAGCUUCAACUGGAAAGUGCUAUUGGCUGGUUCAGUCUUUCAGUGAGGGGCUCAGUAACCGUCCUAGUGUUGAAUGGAUGUGAACUAUUGCUUGGCAGUGUAAGUGCCUUGUCUUCAUCUUCCUUCUCUCUUUAGGGACAUAAAGUUUGUACCAAGAAAUUUAUCUUGGCCUCUCACACAUGCUGUUGACUUAGUCUGUCUAAAGCAGUUUCCUUUGAAUUGGCCAGUCCUAUAUUUGUGCUCUGUAUUCAUUUGGGCCAUCAACUCCUUCUAAAUUAUAAUUUAUUUACCAAAAGCAUAGGGAAAUGAAUCAUUUUUUGACAGGAAUUUUUGUAUCAUCAGUGUUUUAAUAGGACCAGUGGAGAUGCUGAAAAUAUGACACUUAAAUUUAGUGAAAAAGUGAAAGUCGGGGAGUUGAAUGAAUUUCUUUAUAUCCCAUUGUAUAGAGAACACCAUUUUUGACUCAGGCAUUAUUUUUCACACUUCGGAUUUGAUUGGAUGCUGAGACCUGGCCUUCUUAAAAGAUUAAAUGUAGAGGAAUAGGAGUUGGGUAGACAAGAUGUAUGAAAGAACAGAUGUAUUUUUGUCCCAGAUUCUAAUGUAACAGGAAUGUGAUUUAUGUCACCUUCUUGCUCCUUUAAGAAAAAUUUCCUCCUCUUCAGAGAUAAAGUAAGAACAAGCUACUUGUUCAGAUGAGAUUACAGUCAGCUGGUAUACUUUUGCCUAACUGAUCUUACUUAUACUUACUUACACUGUUUAUAUUGCAAUCUGCCAGAAUAGAGAUCACGUUUUUAAGUCCUCCUCUCUCACCUAGGUUUUGUGUGGCUUUUUUUUUUUUAUAUAUAUAUACUUUUUUUCCUUUGCUUGCUACUACCCUUUUGUGGGGAGAAAAAGGAGCUAAACCUGAGGCUAAUUUAGGCAGCUUGACCUUUUUUUUCUGUAUUAUCAGGUUUUGUGCCAAGGAAUAACUGCUCCGUUUUUCAUAUUUCACCUUCUCAGAGUCAUUGGCAGAGCAGAGAAGAUGCAUUGAGCAGUUCUAACUCCCUUUUCACUAAUCUAUCUUAGAGUUCCUGGGUUAUGUCUGAACUUUGCACCUGUGAUUGUUGGAGCAUGGAUGAAUGUGAGUGAGACUGUGUGAGUGAAUUAGGAGCUAAGGAGCUCAUGGUCUGAUUUUUGGCAAAUUGACUCUUCAGUUGGGGUUGGUCUGUAUAGUUACUUAUACUCUUGUAAUGAUUUUACUCCUAACUGACAUUUUUAUCAAAUGUGUGAAUAAAUACUAAAAAGACUGGUACAAAA